AUGGACCUGCUGCUGCUGAUCCUGCUGAGCUUCGCCGCCGCUCUCCUCGGAGGACUUUACCUCCUCGGCGCCUUUCGACAGCAGCGUCCCGGAGAACCUCCUCUGGAUAAAGGCCCCAUCCCCUGGCUCGGACAUGUUCUGGAGUGUCGCAGAAAUACGCACAAGUUCCUGGAGAGGAUGAGGAAGAAACACGGUGAUGUGUUCACCAUCCAGCUGGGAGGGUUUUAUUUCACAUUCCUGCAGGACCCGCUGUCAUUUGGAGUCUUCGCUCAAGAGAGCCGAGAGAAACUGGACUAUGUCAAGUUUGCCAAGCAGAUGGUACGGCAAGUCUUUAGUUUCAGUGAUAUCAGUGACGAUCUCAAAAGCCUGCAGGUGGCCAGCACCAAACACCUGAAGGGAGAAGGCCUGAAAGUGUUAAAUGAAGCUAUAUCAAGUAACCUUCAGAAUGUGAUGCUGCAUAAACUGGGCUCAGACUCUGAUCGCAUGAGCUGGAACGAGGAUAGUCUCAUCAUGUACAGCUACAAUGUGGUCUUCAGGGCGGGAUACUUGACUCUUUUUGGCAAUGAGCCACCGUCAGAGGGAGGAGAGGAAGAGGCCAAAGCGAAGGACCGAGUGGAGUCACAGGACUUGUUCUUCGAAUUCCGCAAAUAUAACCGGCUCGUCCCUGACUUAGCACGUGGCACAAGUUCCCUGAGUCAGCGGUGGGAGGCAGAGAGACUGAAGGCCCAUUUUUGGAAAGCUCUAUCAGUACAGAAGAUGAAGACCAAAGAGAACAUCAGCCGCUGGGUCUGGGACUUGAAGCAGGCUAAAGAGGAGAACGGUAUGGAAGAGUCAAUGAUUGACAGGUAUAUGUUUGUACUUCUGUGGGCCUCACAGACCAACACUGGGCCGACCUCCUUCUGGGUUCUCCUCUUCCUCAUGAAACACCCAGAUGCCAUGGCAGCAGUGAAGCAGGAGGUGGACGAUGUCCUGAGACAGUCUGGACAGAGUGUCCAGCCUGGUGGGCCCUUGGUAGACCUGACCAGUGAGAUGCUGUUGAAGACCCCGAUCCUGGACAGCAUUGUGAUGGAGACUCUGCGUCUCACUGUGGCACUGUUUUAUUUCCGUGACGUAAAGGAAGAUAUGACCGUAAAUAUGGCCGACGGACGCCAGUAUUCCAUCCGUAAGGGUGACAGGAUUUCUGUGUUUCCUUACAGCGCGCUUCAUAUUGACCCAGAGAUCCACCCGGACCCACAGUCCUUCAAAUACAACCGUUUCCUGAAUCCGGACGGCACCAGGAAAACUGACUUUUACAAAGGAGGGACCAAGUUGAAGUUUGCCACAAUGCCCUGGGGCGCUGGGGUGUCCAUGUGCCCCGGCCGAUUCUUUGCUGUCAACGAGCUCAAACAGUUUGCCUUCCUCAUGUUGGUGUACUUUGAGUUUGAGCUGAAGAAUCCUGAUGAGGAGAUUCCCCAGAUCGACCACGGACGGUUGGGCGCCGGAGCCAUGCAGCCAACCAGAGAUGUUCCAUUCAGAUACCGAUUCAGAUAUUAA
Salarias fasciatus (jewelled blenny) is the source of this 1533-nucleotide messenger RNA. Its product is annotated as 5-beta-cholestane-3-alpha,7-alpha-diol 12-alpha-hydroxylase-like. The record is from RefSeq and is a predicted model, not a curated record. The transcript has a single exon. NCBI's taxonomy places the organism in Eukaryota, Metazoa, Chordata, Actinopteri, Blenniiformes, Blenniidae. Gene Ontology annotation, molecular function: heme binding; sterol 12-alpha-hydroxylase activity; iron ion binding. The coding region runs from base 1 to 1533 and encodes 510 amino acids.